Messenger RNA from Amoebophrya sp. A120, 1387 nucleotides. Lineage: Eukaryota; Dinophyceae; Syndiniales; Amoebophryaceae. The record is from the annotation of a GenBank genome assembly.
GCAGCCGCUUCAGUCGUAGUACGAAAACAGAGUCGAUAUUCCCUUGCUGUGAAUAACAACGAAUCCCAUUUGACAUCCAUAGAAAAGUCACGAUGUGCCUCUUCUGCGAAACGAUUAUGUGCCGAACCAACCAUCUACACCUACUUUAGAAUAAGAAGAUUGACAGCGAAAUGUCAACUCAGUAGAGAUCGUUCGACGCAUGCGUUGUUCCUGUGUUUCGCAUUGACCUGGAGUGCGAUGUAAGCUAACGUCACUAAGGACCAAACAGUGCACAUGCAACGAAGUGGGAGAGACUGAGAGAAAAAGAGUGACUCAUUAACAUGAGAUGCACUGUGCAACACAGAAGUACGUAGGCAGCCUCGCCUGCUAUCAUAAACUAACGUUUUCACCGUUGCAUGCAAAAUAAGAUAAUCAAACAAAAACUCUGGACAGUGUGUAAAAGUGAGCCCAAGUCGAUCCCUUUUUUAUCUUCCGGUGCAAGAUACCCAUUGCCAUUUAUCCAUAGUGGCUAUGCGAUCUUAAGCAGCUUUUUUUCAAAGCCUACUUUUUGUUUUUUCGGUGUGAAAAAAAAUCUCUUGCAUGUGAUAGAUUGUGUGCAGUUUUGUUCUUAUGCGUAAACUCGGAUGGUGACCUGCAGUAGCCUCGCUAUUGACUUUUGAACGUUUGAUGAUUUGUGAACAUUUUGGAGAACGAGAAUUGAUUCACUGGAGCAUUUCGUUUCUUUUGCGUCAGCAGGUUAACAUUCAUAUGUGAAAGCAGCGACUACCAAGAAGUAAAAAGAUGCACGUGUUGGUCGAGUUUAACGUUUUCUGGUCGUUAGUCGGCAUGCUUCGGAUGUACCGAGAAGAUUCUUUUCGUAACGACCGUUGGUCCUACGCCCGCGAGUCGGGGGUGCAUAUCAUCGAGGGCUCCCAGGUGGAGGAAGAGGAUCUUCGCUUGUGGUCCGGGAUGUCCGGGGUUUCAUCGCCCAGUGGGACGCAGACACUAUUGUGUGCAGCGUGACAACGACCGAUACAGUGGCAGACGAAAGGGCUACAUGCAAACGCGACGGAAACGUCCAGGGAACAGGUCUAGUAUGGCCUGGGCGAGUGUGGCACGCGCAGAGGCGGCUGCGACCAACUCUGGGGUGUCAACAUCAUAAGUAGAUGAUAGUGCAGUUAUCCCACUCGAUAUUUGAAUGUAAUACUUUUACUUCAGCGAUCUACAUCUACUUCAGUGUCAGUGAAGAUAGUCACAGUGUCAUCGACAUGUUCGUAAAAAUGUUGCUCACUUCUAAACAAACAUUUUCUUGGGUACUCCUGUUUUGACAUUUGGACAUUUUAGCCAUCGAGAAAAACUCUGAACACGUGCCAUCGUUUUGAAUGACCAGAGCUCUAGUUUUGUGAAU